Messenger RNA from Aspergillus welwitschiae, 1626 nucleotides. RefSeq names its product major facilitator superfamily-domain-containing protein. Gene Ontology annotation, cellular component: membrane. Gene Ontology annotation, molecular function: transmembrane transporter activity. The record is from RefSeq and is a predicted model, not a curated record. NCBI's taxonomy places the organism in Eukaryota, Fungi, Ascomycota, Eurotiomycetes, Eurotiales, Aspergillaceae. Gene Ontology annotation, biological process: transmembrane transport. The coding region runs from base 1 to 1626 and encodes 541 amino acids. The transcript is spliced from 5 exons.
AUGGCCAUCCUAGACCUUUUGCGAGGCCGCGCGCAGGAGCAGCAGCCGCACCAGUUUGACGGCGAUACUCCGUCCAAAUUUCCUCAAUUCACUAUCUUUUCUCGUCCGGGCUCUUCACUAGGUGAUGACAGUAGCACACCUUCAUCGGGUAUUGCCACCCCAAUUGAAGAGAAGCAGCUCACGAAGCUGGGACCAUGUCCCGAAAUCGGUCGUCUGGCUUCGUGGAAAGGCGCCCUCAUCCUGCUCGUCACCUCGGGCUCCCAGUUCCUCGACAAUGUCUUCAUGACCAGUGCCAAUGUCGCUUUGUCAUCUAUCCAAGAGAACUUUGACGUGUCGGACACCAAUCUCCAAUGGAUGAUCUCCGCAUACACCCUUACUUUUGGUGGGUUCUUGCUCCUUGCGGGUGUUCUGUCCGACCGGUAUGGUCGCAAGUUGAUCCUCUGUCUGGGCCUGACCUGGCUCUCCAUCUGGACUCUGGCCAUUGGCUUCGGCCAGUCAUUCAUCCAACUGACAGUCUUCCGCGGUCUGCAGGGCAUGGGAGCUGCGCUCACGGUGCCCUCAGCGAUCGGAAUCAUCAGCUCCUACUUCAGUGGGCUUGAUCGGACCCGCGCACUGUCCAUCUACGCCUCCUCCGGAACUGUGGGGUUCUGCGUGGGUCUUAUUUUUGGUGGCUUCCUUACUUCCUCUCUGGGAUGGCGAUACAUCUUCUACUUCAUCGUCAUCAUCACCGGCUCGCUAGGCAUCCUGGGUGCCAUUGUCCUUCCCAAGGACAACCUUGCUGGCAAGGAAAAGCCCAAGAUGGACUAUGUCGGCGCCAUGCUCUCCACUGCGGGUCUCAUUCUCCUCCAAUUCGUGCUGUCCAGUGGUGGCUCGUAUGGCUGGGGCACACCCUUCAUCAUUGUCCUGCUGGUGCUGGCCGUCGCCCUGCUGGUUUCUUUUACUCUCUGGGAGAAAUUCAUCUCGUACCCACUUAUGCCUCUGGGCUUGUGGAAGCUCCCUAACUUUGCUGGUCUGUGGAUCGCAGGAUUCACCUGCUACGGCAGCUACCAAAACGUCAUCUACUACAUCGUCCUAAUGGCACAAGAAGUGGACAAGCUGUCCGCCGGCGACACCGCACUCCGCUUCCUUCCCAUGGGAGUGAUCGGCUUCAUUGCCUCCAUGGGCACCGGCAAGGCCCUCGAAUACAUCAACGGGAAAUACACCCUGCUGGCAGGGUUGAUCCUCACUGUUCUUGCACCAGUCCCGAGCGCUAUCACAUCCAGCCCGGAAACAAGUUUCUGGGUCAAUGUCCUCCCCACCUCCCUGAUCAGCAUCACUGCCGUGUCUCUCAUCUUCGUUACCACCAGCACUGCCAUCCUCACUACCGUCCCGGUGCAUGUGAAGAGUCUAUGCGGUGGAAUGCUCAACACAGCCUUCCAAAUCGGCUCCGGCGUUGCCCUCGCCAUCUCCGCGGCCGUCGCUGAAGAAGUAGACAUCAAAAAAGGACAUGAUCUCGCGCAUCAAUACCGCACGGGACUGUGGUGUUCUGCUGGCCUAGCGGGUCUAGGCCUGAUUAUUGCAUUCUUUAGUGUGAGUAGGAGGGGGAUUGGUCCGGGUGAUAGGGAUGAUACUGUUUGCGCGAUAUAA